GAACUCAACGAGUACACUCCAGGAAGAGACGACUUUGUCAAGAGCAAGACAUGCGUGAAAAUAAUGGACCACCAGACGCCGACAGCGUUGGCGGCUGCCAGCGGGGAGGCGCUGAUCAUCGACUCGAUUGCCGUCGACGCCCGGUUUCCGCUGGGAUUCGGCCUGGGCGUGUCAGAGAAGGACCGGUCGGCUCUCGUGGUGCCUUUGCCCGGACUAGCGGUGCUGGAGCUCCGGCGCGGUCUUCAGCACGAGCCGUUCGAGGUACACCACCUGGAGACGGUCAACGCCAUUCUCGCUUGGUUUAACAUCGCCAUCUCCAAAAUACAGCUCAGCGAGGUACUGCAGCACCAGGAGGAGCUGAACGGCUUCCUGCUGGAGGUGGCGCAGUCCCUGUUUGAGGACGUGUUCGCGCAGGAGACGCUCAUCUCCAAGAUCAUGGUGUACGCCAAGUCGCUGGUCGCUGCCGAGCGGGUCACCUUUUUCUCGCUGGAGGAGGAAAAGAACGAACUGGUGGCGUCUCUGUUCGACGAUGGUCAGGUGAUAAACGGCUCACCCGUGCUCUCCAAGCGGAGCGAGAUCAGCUUUCCCCUGGGCCGCGGCAUCGCCGGCUGCUGCGCGCGCCUCGGCGAGCUGGUAAACGUGGCGGACGCGUACGCCGACCCGCGCUUCAACCCGGACGUGGACCGCAGGACGGGCUACAAGUCGCGCGGUCUGCUCGCCUACCCGGUCAAGGCCAAGGGUCGGCUGCUGGGCGUGCUGCAGGUCGUCAAUAAGAUAGGAGGCGAGCUGUUCACGGCCUCGGACGAGGCGGCCAUCCGAAUGUUCGGCGUGUACUGUUCGCUGGCGCUCUACUACGGCAUCAUGCACGACAGAAGCCAGAAGAAGGAGCACCAGCUGAGCGAGUGCAUGGACAUGCUGGAGUACCACUCGACGGCCAGUCCCGACGAGCUGCGGCUCUACUUCGAGCAGCCGCUGCCGGCCGUCGUGCCGCCCGCCUUCGGCACGUUCGGGUGGGCACCGGGCCGCGAGCACAACCUGAACCGCCUAUACCUGCACAUGUUCUUCGACCUGGUGGGCGACACGCGCCUGCCGCCCGAGCGCAUCGUGACCUUCACCACCACCGUCAUCAAGUCCUACCGGCGCGUCCCCUAUCACAACGCCACCCACGCCUUCAUGGUGGCGCACACGAUGUACAACAUCCUCAAGCGCAACGCCAGCGUCUUCAGUCGUCUCGAGAUCCUGGCACUUCUGGUGGCGUGCGUGUGCCACGACGCCGACCACCGCGGCUACAGCAACACAUUUGCCAAGGCGUACACCGGCCUAGGCGGGCUCUACAAGUCGUCCGUCAUGGAGAAUCACCACUUCGCGACCACGGCCAGCAUCCUGCAACGGCCGAACCAUGACAUCCUGUCCCAGCUGAGCGGCUCGGAACGGAAGGAGGUGCUGGAUAUCAUGUUUGAGGCCAUCAUCGCCACGGACCUGGCUGUCUACUUCCAGAUCAGGCCUAAACUGGAAGCCGUGCUAAGCGCCGGCGAAUUCAACAUCAACCAGCAGGAGCACAGGGCGAGCCACGCUGCGCGCCAUGUAUCGGCGUACUCCGGCCCCGAUGACAGCGGCGGCCACGGUCCUGAGGCUUCCGAGACCCUGUAA
Pollicipes pollicipes is the source of this 1650-nucleotide messenger RNA. Its product is annotated as cAMP and cAMP-inhibited cGMP 3',5'-cyclic phosphodiesterase 10A-like. The transcript is spliced from 11 exons. NCBI's taxonomy places the organism in Eukaryota, Metazoa, Arthropoda, Thecostraca, Pollicipedomorpha, Pollicipedidae. Gene Ontology annotation, molecular function: 3',5'-cyclic-nucleotide phosphodiesterase activity; protein binding. The record is from RefSeq and is a predicted model, not a curated record. Bases 64 to 1650 code for a protein of 528 amino acids. Gene Ontology annotation, biological process: signal transduction.